Molecule: messenger RNA, 1389 nt
Organism: Priceomyces carsonii
Lineage: Eukaryota; Fungi; Ascomycota; Pichiomycetes; Serinales; Debaryomycetaceae
Exons: 1
Coding region: 1-1389 (462 amino acids)
Biological process (GO): protein N-linked glycosylation; cell wall mannoprotein biosynthetic process
Cellular component (GO): Golgi apparatus; membrane
Molecular function (GO): alpha-1,2-mannosyltransferase activity
Source: RefSeq, a predicted model, not a curated record
AUGCCUUUAAUUCAAACAAGAUGGAAAAGAUCUUUAUGGCCGGCUGUGUUAAUUCUUUUUGUUGUUUUUUUGAUGGUUUGCGAGAACCUGUAUCACUUCACAAAUUUGUUUGAAGAGGGAAUUAUGAGAAUAUCGAAGAGAACUUCAAGUGAUGUGGAAGCCGGAAACCUCUUAGAGAAAGUCAGUCAAAACUUUGCAAAGAUAAAGCGAAAGAAUGGAAUAAUAGAAAGUGAAGUAUUCUCGAGAAGAGAUGAGGAUGGAGGACGUCCCAGAGCAACGAUGCUAGCCGUCAUACGAAAAAGAGCUGACGCUCUUCUAUUGCUUGAAACAGUGAAAAAUUAUCAAGAUAGAUUUAAUAACAAAUACAAUUAUGAUUGGACCAUCGUAAGUUAUCGUGGAUACUAUAUUGAUGAUUUCGAGGCCAUAUUAGCUUUGACAAAUGCGCCUACGAAUGUUAGAAUAAUUAAUUUGCGCUAUGGUUCUGAAUUUCUUACUUAUAGACAGGGAAUUGACGUGGCCAAAAUAAGGCAAUAUAAAAAGACGCUAAACAUCUCAAGGCACUUAAGAGACCAGGUGACAACGGCAUCCAAGCAUUUCACCAGAUUUUUGUUGGGUCACUUCUACAACUUAGAGAGUCUUUGGAGUAUGUAUGACUAUUACUGGAAGGUGCCAGUAGGAUCUAGGUUAGAUUGUGAUGUGGGAUAUGAUGUAUUUCAGUACAUGAAAGAUGAAAAUUUAGAAUACGGUUGGCUGAUAUUGCAAAUGGAUCCUCCAAAAUACCACCCGAGUCUCUUGCUGAAUGUCAAAGAUUAUAUAUAUGAUCCAAACAAUAACUUCAUGGAGAAAUCAACUCAAACCGCUAAUAAUUUCCAAUUCUUACUAGAUGAUUCAGUGGCCGACUCGAUAUCAAGUGACAAUGAAGUUGAGUGGAAGUACAAAUCUUGUAGCAUAAAUUCUGAAUUCGAAAUUGUUAAUGUGAAGUUUUUUCGCUCAAAACAGUAUCAACACUUCUUCAACUUCAUUGAUCAUAUAAAUGGAAUAUAUUACGAGAACUGGAGAGAGCCUGCCAUCAAAACCAUUGCAGUAUCGGUAUUUCUUGAAAGCAAGUCAGUGAAGUUCUUCGACGAUUUAGCAGUCCUGAUUCCCGCAUUAGGUAUCGGCAAUUGUCCUUCAAAUGUUGACGUCUAUUUGAAGAACAAAUGUGUUUGCAAUCCAUUAUCUCAUGAUGUACCAUACAAGUACGGCAAUGUUAAAAUGAAAUACGAACAACUCAGCCGAAGCAAGUGUUUUACUCACUACAUCAGCUCUCUUGAACUUGAUAUUCCGGAAUCCCUUCAAACUUCUGAAAGAGGGCAAGAAAUGUUCUCUGCCUUUGAAGUGUCAAGCUAG